AUGAAUCUCCUUCAAUGCGCUCCCCUCUGUGACAGUCAAGGUACAGUCCGGUACUUUAUUGGCGCCCAGAUCGAUGUGUCCGGCCUAGCCAUGGAAGGUGCGCAGAUGGACUCGCUGUGCGCUUUGUUAGACAAGCAGAAAAACGGGGAGGCAGGGGCCGAUGCCGAAGACGGAGAGAUGAAGGAGGAUGUUCGUCCAGACGAGUUUCGUGAACUCAGUGAAUUAUUCAGUCCACGAGAGCUGAGUGUGGUACAUCAGGUAGGAGGCAAUCUUUUCAAGCCUAUCCCUGCAGUGUUCGAUCGCUAUGGGAAAGGCCAUAGUCGCACCUGGUCAACGGCGGAUACAGUGGAGAUGGAGGCUAUACGCGAGAGAGAUAUUAAAACGGCGUUGUUCCGGGGGUCGUUAACGGGCGUUUACGAAAAUGCCUCCGAUUCCCAGGCCUUUUUACCUCUCAGGCCGCCCUCGUGCUAA
Molecule: messenger RNA, 471 nt
Organism: Aspergillus oryzae RIB40
Lineage: Eukaryota; Fungi; Ascomycota; Eurotiomycetes; Eurotiales; Aspergillaceae
Exons: 2
Coding region: 1-471 (156 amino acids)
Source: RefSeq, a predicted model, not a curated record